Aspergillus novofumigatus IBT 16806 is the source of this 422-nucleotide messenger RNA. RefSeq lists its product as uncharacterized. Bases 27 to 353 code for a protein of 108 amino acids. Lineage: Eukaryota; Fungi; Ascomycota; Eurotiomycetes; Eurotiales; Aspergillaceae. The transcript has 3 exons. The record is from RefSeq and is a predicted model, not a curated record.
CAAUCACCAACAGCAGCAUAAUCAAAAUGCCUCCAAUUCGGAUUCCGAUCUCUCGGUCGCUGAGAUCUUACACUCACGCUCGAUUCCUCGCCACAAAACCAUCCGGAUCAUCUGGAAACCCAUCUCCAGCAACCCCAGGCUUAUUCUAUCAACAAGGCCCGCGGAAGGGAGGCGGGGCACUCGGACGAAGCAGAUACACGGCGCACGAGGGCGAGGAGCAGACAAGUGCAGAUGCAAUGAUCAAGAAUGAUCCCAAUGAGCCGACAGAGAAGAAGAGGAAGAAUGUGGAAAAAGCGGGGAGCAGGAAGAUGGGGCCGGAGGAUGAGCAGAAGUCACGGAGGCCUAGGGUUUAGGAUGAAUAUAUCUACCUCGUUCAUUAUGUACAUUACUACAUUAAGACCAUUGAAUGCAGACGAUUGAUG